GAAGCCUACCUGUCAGAGACAGACAUCCUCUUGUCUUAGUCUGAUUUGAUUUAGGGGUUUCUGCGGCGUCUAAUUGCAACGUAGUUCGUAGUUGUCCAAUACCUGCCAGGCGGUACCAAUUACAGUAAACCUGUGAUCGCCGUGAUAUAAUGAUCCAUUGCAUCAGCGCUCGGCUGUUGCGUCCUCAAAGCAGCACUGACGUAAGCGUCAGCUCUGCCCCUGAUCUAAGCAACACUGGCCGACUGUCGGGUGUUGGUCAGGCGCGCCAGUUAUGUGAUUUAUUAGGGAGCCCAGUUCCAGUAGCACAUUGUUCCUGGCUGCAUUUGCAUGCUUUGACACUAGGAGUUGAGCUGAAGAACUAAUAGCGGCGCAGCAUUCAUCGGCCCGAGUAUAGUGUUGCUAAGUUACGCUUAGGCGGGCACAGGGAUCAGUAAUCGAAGUUUCAUUGUGGUUGUAUAAUUGUAUAGUGGCUAGUAUGUUGACGUGCCGGGUCGUGUUGUUAGUGUGAAGUGUUGUGAAUCGACAUCAAAGGUGAGAAGUGUAAAAAAAGUUCUAACCAAUGAUUAGUGUACGUUCUGUCUGAAGUUCUGCGUCAGACACGUGCAGUUCGUCAGUGACGAACUGACAACGCUGCAAUGAGUCGGGGUCAGGAGGUCACCGGUUCAUGUCUUAGCAGCCUUCAAUCAAGAAUAAGAACAACAAAAAUUAGUUGCCAGGGAGAGGGACUGUCGGCCACAAGUCAUCGCGUAAACAAGUCAAGGCCGUGCGCUGCUGUAAAUAACAACCGGAUGCAGCUGUACCACUUGCUGGCAGGACUCAUGGUUGUGAUAAGAGCCCAGUCCAGAUGUCUCACUGACACACCAGAAGUGAACCCAAAGCGGUAUUUUUACUCUGAUGGGCAGAUGCUGGACUUAAGGCUGGAGGUGUCAGGACGGGUCACACACCGCCUGGCCACUGCAGUCUUCAAACUCUUCCUGCAGGAAGUGCUCGGAUAUUCUUCUGUUACCAUAGUGGAGGAGGAUGACCACUUCAAUAUCACCCACAUAGUGCAGCGACUGAGUGGGCCACUCACCAGCCUGACGGUUCCUUCAUCAAUGGUGAACCUGGAAGUGUGGAUUGCCCCUGACACCAACCUCAUUGAGUUCACAAAUGCAUAUCAAGUAAAGGACUGUGGAGCGGUGGCUCCUGCAGGCAGGUUUGGGUGGUUUGUGCCAUUGCCAUUGGCAUAUCUGGUACCAGGCAUGGACCACUGGCGCAUAUUUGCAGAUGAGAGCACUGCGAGCUUGUUCAGCAUGAGUGACAGGGACUUCAAUUAUGUACAGUCAUUUGCAAGGCUCAGUGCUACAGAUAACAGGUUCUACUGCGAGGAAAGUUUCUGCACCACAGGCAUAUUCACACCCACCCACUGCAACACUUCUUGUGCAGUCCUGCUGGCAGGCCAUCCUGAUGAGACAGGCUUUGUGGUGCAGCACAUUCUGGAGAUGAAACUGUUUGUGCGGGUCAUAUGGGUAGGUCCUAACCUGAAGUGGCUUCCUGACACUCUGACAGCCAGCUACCUGAAUGAGAAGACAAAUCAUUCUCUUGUUCUUCUCAGUCACAUGCCAAGCCCCAUCACAAUGUGGGACAACAGCAAGUUCAUGAGUGUUGCUUUUCCUCCAUGUGAGACUUUGCAGACUUCUCAGAAUGUCGGCUGCAAGUAUGAGCUCCAUCGUCUUGUGAAACUGGUGUGGUCACGGCUAGAGGUGGGAGCCAAACCCGCGUAUGAGGCUGUCCAAAAGAUGUCCUUCUCACGUGAUAAUUAUUUAGACUUGCUGGCACGGUACAGUCAGCAGCCUGGUGCUGUGGAAAAGAUUGCUUGUGAAUGGCUAGUAGAAAACAAAGUAAGUUGGAAACCAUGGAUUCCAACAAGUGAUGAGAAGAAUGUGAUAUACAUUGGAGGGAUAUUCCCCAUCAGUGUUUCCACCUAUACUGCCAAGGGAAUAGUGAGAGCUGCUGAAAUGGCACUGGAGGCUGUGAAUGCAAAUGACACUAUUCUACGGGACUACAACCUGAAAAUGAAGGUGAACAAUGGAGAAUGUAAAGCAGAGGCUGUUAUGAACACAUUCAUCUACUAUGUGUUGUUCAGUGUGUACAAGAAGCUGGUGGGCAUUUUGGGUCCAGCAUGUUCUGACACAGUGGAGCCUCUGGCUGGGGUCACAAAGCACUUCCGCACAGUGGUAAUCAGCUAUAGUGCUGAGGGAUCAACCUUCUCUGACCGCAGCAAGUACCCUUACUUCUUUAGGACAAUUGGAGAGAAUACACAGUACAAGUUUGUGUACUUACAACUGUUCCAGAAACUAGGCUGGGAGCAGGUGGCAGCCCUGACAGAGGAUGGACAUAAGUACACAGAAUACAUAUCACAUACGCAGGACCUUUUGCAGGCUAAUGGCAUCACAUUUGUAGUUAAUAGGAAGUUUCCCCGUGACAGGGAAAAGGCUAGCAUGUCAAAGUACCUGCAGGAGCUGAAGAACAAAAAAGUACAUAUCAUCAUAGGGGACAUGUUUGAUGUGGCGGUGCGGGACGUCAUGUGCCAAGCAUACAACUUGAAGAUGACAGCUCAAGAGGGCUAUGUGUGGUUUCUGCCUCAGUGGCUGGCACCUAAUUGGUAUGACACUGACUACUACAAUGCACACCACUUGGAGAAUGUGAUGUGCAGUACAACUCAGAUGAUAGACGCAAUCAAUGGGCACUUGUCUCUGGCUCAUGCAUAUUUUGCUUCUGACUCAGAGCUCAUGCAGGAGAAUAUAACUGUAAGGCAGUGGAGACAGAAGUACAAGUCAGUGUGCAGGGCACGUAAUGUGAGUGAAUCUAACUAUGCAGGCUUCACAUAUGAUGCAGUGUGGACCUACGCAUUGGCCCUCAAUAACCUUGUGAAGGAGAACCAGUCCCUCCUGGCAGACAUCCACUCCAGUGUUUCCACUCAACGAUUUGUAGAAAUGCUGGAAGCCACUGAUUUUCAUGGAGUGUCUGGACGAAUCAAGUUCCGAGGUGCUUCACGAGUCUCUGACAUCAAUGUUUUGCAAUGGCUGAACAAUAGGACCCAAGUUGUGGGCUCCUUCCAUCCAAAUUUCUCAGUUCUGCAUCAGGAGUUAUCUGGUGGCAGGUUGGAGUUGAACCUCUCAACCAUUGUUUGGCUGACAGCAGAUGGGCGCAAACCCACUGAUGGUAAGGAAUUGCCACCUCGAUGUCUUCUUGAAGGUUUGGCAAUACUCUUGGAUAUCACCUGUGAUUUGGCGUUCGUUGCUGUGAAUAUUAUUGGUUUUGGACUACUGGGAAUUGUUCUCAUCAUUGCUUUCCUUGUGGUCAAGAGGAGAUAUGACAAGAAAGUGCAGCAGACACAGAACUACAUGAUGUCACUUGGUAUUGACCUGUUGGCUGCACAAAAUAUGAGCAGCCUUGACAAGUGGGAGAUCUCUCGUGACCGAGUUGUGAUCAACCGCAAACUAGGGGAGGGAGCAUUUGGCAUGGUGUAUGGAGGGGAGGCCCUCUUUGAAGACAAAGGCUGGGUGGCUGUAGCAGUGAAGACGUUGAAGGUUGGCUCCACAAUGGAGGAGAAGCUGGAUUUCCUGAGCGAGGCAGAGGUCAUGAAGAGGUUUGAACAUAAGAACAUUGUCAAAUUGCUGGGGGUGUGCACCAAGAAUGAGCCUGUCUAUACCAUCAUGGAGUUCAUGUUGUAUGGUGACCUGAAAACGUUCCUACUUGCACGUCGGCACCUUGUCAACGAGAGGAUCUCCGAGGAAUCUGAGGAGAUAUCAAGCAAGAAAUUAACAAUGAUGGCCAUGGAUGUUGCACGGGCCCUCAGUUACCUUGCUGAGCUCAAAUAUGUGCACAGGGAUGUGGCAUCCAGAAAUUGUCUGGUCAAUGCAUCCAGGAUUGUGAAGCUUGGUGACUUUGGCUUGACACGCCCAAUGUAUGAGAGUGACUACUACAAGUUUAAUAGGAAAGGAAUGCUGCCAGUGCGGUGGAUGGCACCAGAGAGCCUGGAAUUGGGCGUGUUUUCACCAAGUUCAGAUGUCUGGUCAUAUGGUGUUCUCCUGUAUGAGAUUAUCACGUUUGGGAGCUUCCCAUUCCAAGGAAUGAGCAACAGUCAGGUGCUUGAGCAUGUCAAGAAUGGAAACACACUCCCCAUUCCAGCAGGAGUCAAGCCUCAGCUGGAAGGUCUGAUUCGAUCUUGCUGGAAUUUUGAUCACAAACGGCGUCCCCAAGUGUCUGAAAUUGUUGAAUUUGUUGCCAAUAAUCCACGGCUCAUCUCACCAUGCCUGGAUGUGCCUCUGGCGUCUGUCCAGAUGGAUGAUUACGCAGAACAGCUAGAGAUGGGGUUGCCAAACAUUACAUUCAGAAAAUGUUCUGUCCCCAUGAAGUUCAUGUCACAGACUGAUGCAGCCGCCUGUGCUUAUGUGAGAGAACCUCUCCUAUUGUCCACACAUUCCUUGUCAUCAACAGAAUUUGGCAAGUACAUGGAGUUGAACAGUGAGGUUGAGCCUGGUGGCAUGCAGCCAGUGAGCAUACUGUGACCCAGUGCCAGUCAUGACUUACUUAUACAGAUGUUAUGGUGCAGUACUGUUACCAGCGUUUAUUCUUAAGGCAAAAAAAAAAAUACAUUAAUUGUAAUAUGGUUGUGUCAUGUUGAUAUCAGUUGUUUAUGUUUCUUACAUUUUUGAACAAAUGAAGUGUACAAUUUUUAUAAUGAGAAGGCACUAGUCAGUGGUGUUCCUUACAUUUUAGCUUGACAUUGAAACGUUUUACUGGGGUUUCACCAGCAUACCAUAGUAUAGAGAAUUCCUGAAUAGAAGGCAUGGCAGGAGCAUCCUAUCAGAGAUUGCUGCAUGUUGUAGCUACAUAGCAAUGUGCUGCCAACCUAAUUACAGUGUUAUCAAUACCAGUUGCAGCAAUAAGAUACUAUCUUUAAAAUAUCCUACAUAAUUUAUUUAGUUGUAAUGUAUAAUUUUUAUCUGUACUUCUGCAGAUCAGUGAUGAGAAUAACGCUCCUAUACGUGCAGAAAAAUACGUGUAUGUUUGUAAGAGUGAGACUGUCAUAAAUAGAUGAUAUUUCAUGUAAUCUCUUAAUACAAAUUAGAGGCCUUCUGUUGGUCCACUUA
Cryptotermes secundus is the source of this 5138-nucleotide messenger RNA. Its product is annotated as gamma-aminobutyric acid type B receptor subunit 1. Lineage: Eukaryota; Metazoa; Arthropoda; Insecta; Blattodea; Kalotermitidae. Gene Ontology annotation, biological process: multicellular organism development; protein phosphorylation; positive regulation of kinase activity. The transcript has 21 exons. Bases 636 to 4553 code for a protein of 1305 amino acids. Gene Ontology annotation, molecular function: ATP binding; transmembrane receptor protein tyrosine kinase activity. Gene Ontology annotation, cellular component: signaling receptor complex. The record is from RefSeq and is a predicted model, not a curated record.